Megalobrama amblycephala (Wuchang bream) is the source of this 1174-nucleotide messenger RNA. Its product is annotated as UDP-glucuronosyltransferase 1-6-like. The transcript has a single exon. The record is from RefSeq and is a predicted model, not a curated record. The coding region runs from base 212 to 1159 and encodes 315 amino acids. Gene Ontology annotation, molecular function: UDP-glycosyltransferase activity. Lineage: Eukaryota; Metazoa; Chordata; Actinopteri; Cypriniformes; Xenocyprididae.
UUCACCCUCUCUUAAUUUACCUUUUUUUUCCUCUUUCUGAAUCACUUUUAAGAGUGGUCCCUAAACUUACAGGUCUAUUUUAAUCACACAGUUGGUUAAUCCUGCAAGGAAUUCUCACAGAAAAACAAGCCUUGAUCCAGUUUGUUCAGUGCAGUGAAGGGGAGAGAUUUAAAGAAAGUGCUGCACAAAACCUUGACGAAUCAUUGGCAGAAUGCAUCUCUCCUCGAGUACAUCCUUUGAACAUGGAGACCCAAAGAUGAGACUGGUUACAUUUGUGGGGUGCCUCAUGCUUGCUUUUGCAAAUGUGGGAGAGACGAUACAGCCUAGAAACCCUGGUUGGACUGGUUCGCUUUUAGUGGUGCCCAUGGACGGAAGUCACUGGACUGGUGUGAAGGCUGUAGCGGAGGAGAUGGGCCGCAGGGGUCACAAAGUGAUGGUGGUCAUUCCCGAGGUCAGUGUACUGCUAGGACCUGGUAAACACUACACUACUAGAACUUUUCCAGUUCCAUAUGGACAGCAACAACUGGAUGAACUCCAAGCUCGGAAUGCUGAGGUCAUGGAAAGUAAGCAGCAGCCUCUGUUGGAGAAGAUCAGCACCAGAAUCAGUAACAUGAGGAAAUUUGUGGACCUCCAAAGGGCCACAGCUGAGAGUCUCCUCUUAAACCAAGAGCUGGUGGAUUUCCUGAGGAAGCAGAAUUUUGAUGCGGUACUCACCAGCCCAGCUGUGCCAACUGGUGCCAUCCUGGCUUAUAACCUCUCCUUACCUGCUGUGUAUAUGUUGCGAGGCUUACCCUGCGGACUGGACUCGAUGGCCACAGCCUGCCCAAACCCCCCCUCUUACGUCCCACGGUUCUUUACACACAAUUCAGACCGUAUGUCUUUUCGUCAGCGUGUGCUGAACGUUCUAGUGAGCAUCCUGGAGCCUUUUCUCUGCAAACUGAUAUAUUGGUCAACUGAGGAUGUAGCAUCCCGUUUCCUGCAGAGAGAUGUGAGUGUGGCGGAGAUCCUGCGAAGUGGAGCUCUAUGGCUACUGCGUUAUGAUUUCAUCUUGGAGUUUCCAAAACCCUUGAUGCCAAACAUGGUUUUAGUUGGGGGGAUUAACUGUGCCAUGAAAAGACCUCUGACUAAGGUAAGUGCAGAGAUGGUUGUAAACAUUUGAAUGGAUCCUUAAAAA